Molecule: messenger RNA, 787 nt
Organism: Punica granatum (pomegranate)
Lineage: Eukaryota; Viridiplantae; Streptophyta; Magnoliopsida; Myrtales; Lythraceae
Source: RefSeq, a predicted model, not a curated record
CGCCGACUCCGUCUUCCCCUGAGCUGACACUGCAUCUUUGUGCCCUAGCCGUCUCUGCAGUCCAAUCCGCACUGCUCCUCUCAGCGGCCGAGCCUGGACGAGGACAGACCCUGACCAUGGCGGACAAGGCAGUCACCAUUCGGACCAGGAAGUUCAUGACCAACAGGCUUCUCUCCCGGAAGCAGUUCGUCAUUGAUGUCCUUCACCCUGGAAGAGCUAAUGUCUCCAAGGCCGAGCUGAAGGAGAAGCUGGGCAGGAUGUAUGAUGUUAAGGACCCGAACUCCAUCUUUGUUUUCAAGUUCAGGACUCACUUUGGAGGUGGGAAGUCUACCGGAUUUGGUUUGAUCUACGAUUCCGUGGAGACAGCAAAGAAGUACGAGCCCAAGUACAGGCUCAUCAGGAACGGUCUGGACACCAAGGUAGAGAAAUCGAGGAAGCAAAUGAAGGAAAGGAAGAACAGAGCGAAGAAGAUUCGCGGAGUGAAGAAGACAAAAGCCAGUGAUGCCGCCAAGGGUGGAAAGAAGAAGUGAGAUAUUGAAACAUGUGCUUAUCUGCGGCCGCUACUGCUACCAACUUCUUUUCUUGGCAGUUUCUUUUGUCAUGUUAGAUGUGUUUUUUGGAGUGCGAUUUUCUGGUCUUUUUGAUGGAGCUGCUUCUCUCGGAUGCUCAUUGAUGUUAAAAUUUUGAUUAGAUUAUAAACGACGAAUUAAUUUCUACAGGCAUUUAUGUGGAAGUUCGUAAAGUAUCUCUUGUUGUCUGAGCAACAAAAUAGCUUUGUUUGGUUUUA